UCUCCAAAGGAGAAUCUGGAGAAUUUUUCUGCGCUAUCCAUAGGAGAAGUGAAUAAGAUUGUUCGAGAAUCCUCCAAUGCCUCUUGUCGGUUGGAUCCUGUUCCUACAUGGCUAGUGAAGUCCUGUCUUGAUGUACUAGCGCCCCCUAUCACUGAGAUGGUUAAUCUCUCUCUUCUCAGAGGUUACGUUCCAGAAAAUUGGAGAACCGCUGUUGUCAUCCCUCUAUUGAAAAAACCUGGACUUGAUUUGGUCUACAAAAAUUUCCGUCCAGUCAGUAAUCUUCCAUUCAUUUCCAAGGUAGUGGAAAAGGCUACACUUCAACAACUUUUCGUCCACUGUGAGAAAAAUGCCCCUCUUCCUAAAUUCCAGUCCGGCUUCCGUAAGUAUCACUCAACAGAGACUACCCUAUUAAAGGUUCAAAACGACAUCUUAAUGAGUAUGGAUAAUAAGGAAGAGACACUUCUCGCUAAGUGCUGCUUUUGAUACCAUUGAACAUUCCAUUCUUUUGAAUGUUUUGCAACAGGAUUUAGGAGUCGUCGGAACUGCUUUAAAUUGGUUCCACUCAUUUCUGUCUGGUCGCAAACAACGGAAACUUAUCGGUGAUAAGACUUCUGACGACUUCAGUCUGAACUGAGUCCCCCAGGGCAGUUAUAUGGGGCCUAUUUUAUUUACUCUCUACGUCUCCAGCCUCUUUAACAUUAUUUCUCAGCACCUCCCUUCCGUCCAUGGUUAUGGUGAUGACACUCAGAUUUACCUUUCCUUCCGACCUUUUUCUAUCCAUUCGGAAAUUAACGAUGUCUCUGUGAUUGAAGAGUGCAUCGCUGAUGUUCGCUCUUAGUUUAUUGGAAAGCGUCUAAUGAUCAAUGACGCGAAACUGACUUUCUAA
Molecule: messenger RNA, 886 nt
Organism: Porites evermanni
Lineage: Eukaryota; Metazoa; Cnidaria; Anthozoa; Scleractinia; Poritidae
Source: the annotation of a GenBank genome assembly